Molecule: messenger RNA, 975 nt
Organism: Symbiodinium necroappetens
Lineage: Eukaryota; Dinophyceae; Suessiales; Symbiodiniaceae
Source: the annotation of a GenBank genome assembly
AUGGGCGAUAUUUUCGGUUGUACACGGACCCACAUUUGUCGCCUGCUGCUGAGUACGGCUUGCUGUGUCCUUCAAGGAGCGGCUUGGUUGUGGGGCUUCGCAUUGUCUUUGCUGUCAAGACUGUGCCAGGGUGAAGAUCCCGAAUGGGAUCCGGUGCUGUUUUUGGUCAAGACCAUGUAUGACGAGACUCCUAGCCGGGUCCGUGCGGUGUCCACAGCUGUGCAAACGUGGAUGGCGCCGAAUGCCAAGAAGUACCCCUCGGAGUAUCUGUCAGAAGUCGACCUGCGUGAAUAUGAGAAGCUGGUGUCUACUGCAGAAACGGGCACCCACGCAAAGGUCCUGCAGACACGCUAUAUGGUGGGGAUGCUGCUUCGCCACCGGGAGACAGGGGCAUUCGGCUGGUUCCGUGGGGACGUUUUGCCAGAGCUGAACCGCAUCAGUUCGCCAUUCCGGCUCCGAGUGCGCCACACCGUUACGGACCGCUACACUGCUAACCGAAAGGCGGAGAAGGGUUUAGGCGAGGCAGAUUUUACGCCAGGCUGGGUGCGCAAUCACGGCCCUUGUGACAUUCACAAAGCGGCGUCGGCAGUGAAGUGUGUGCUGAAGGCACUGGAGUGGGACGUCAGUGGUGUUCUGGCCACCGGCUUGGCUCUUUCGGAGAUCGGAGCAGCCCGGAAACUCCGACAAUGCCUGGCACAAUGUUUCGAAGAGAGUCUGAAUAUCGAUCCUCUCCCUUGCCCAAAUGCUGAUGAGGCAGCGUGGCAUCGUCAGUGUGUCUAUGACACAUUUCUAUCAAUCGACAAGGCGGCAACACCGCAGGCUCGGAAGCAGAAUCGAUUACGACGCUUCGUGCUGGAAACGUUUCUCAACUCGGACCUUGUUGGUCCGGCUCCUUUGACGCACCACUGUUCAGCAUAUGGAUGCUGCGCGUCGGAGCAGCACACUCGACAAUACUUCAACGAGCAGCUGGGCUGA